AUGUCAACUAUAAUAUAUAAUAAAAAUAUUAUUAAUUAUAAUAUUUUAUGCAUUACUUUUCAAAUAUAUUUUUUCAUAAACGGUGAAAAUUCCAAUAAUCAAAAUAAAAAACCGAAUAAUUCUACAAAUUCAAUAAUGAUCAUUUUAUUAGCUGUGUUAUUAUUCAUUCAAUUCUCAAAUUCCAAACUUUGUCGAAUUGAAGAGAAAGUCGAGAAAUACACACAAGAACAAACCUCACCUUCUUAUGAAGAAAUUACCGCACAAGUUUCAAGUAAUUUAUACACCAAAAUGAUGAGCAGUAAAACCGCCACGCUUACACCUCUUUCUUCAUGUACAAAAGGUCGUAUCACAAGUUAUGUUGGAUGGGAAAAGGGUGGUUCCUGUUCCUUUGGUCCAAAAACAGAAGAAGUGGUUCUUCCUGGCUACAUGUUUGGUGCCGCGCCCAAUUGGGCUUUUUACAACAAUGCCACCAAAUGUGGGGUAUGUUAUGAAAUGGUAGGACCGGUCGGUACCUUGCGUUUUCGUGUAGAAGAUUCAUGUCCAGCCAAUGCGGACAAUAUCCCAUGUCAAGGUGAUAUGAUACACUUCGAUCUUCACAGUAAUGCACAGCAGUAUGUUGCUGAACAUGGGAUGGUCAAUGUGACGUUCAGAAUGGUCGCCUGCGACUAUCCCGAAGGCACCAAAAUUAAAACUGUCAAUUAUAAAAGUUCGAACCCGGCGUGGUUUGCUUUUGUAGUGAAUGACCACUACAUUGGCGUCAAAAGUGUCUUAAUGAAAGACUCGGAUUUGAUCACUGAUUUUGUUUCAUUAAACAGAACGUGGUACAACACUUGGGAGUUCCAAAUGUUACAGCCUGGGAAAACGUAUUUCUACUCAUUGAAGACGCCAAUCACCUUAAAAAUCUAUUCAAUCAAUGACGACUUUGUCACUGUGACAGUGACAAAUACAACAGGUGGUGCCGUGAACGUCGCAGAUGGCAAUUUCAAAGUCGCAGAUGGGCUAUUUUAUAAUGUGGAAACACUUCAAAAGAUCACAAAACCAAAGAAUGAGCCGGAGUGCUGUACUUUGUGGGACGACUACAGUGUGUUGUACCAAGAUAGUAUUAUUGGAGUCUAUAACAACUGGUCGUAUAAGUCGACAAUCAACUUUAAAUCGACGAAUAGUCCAAAAGUCGGUAAAUAUUGCAUUGACAUGACCGCAGACGCAUUCGGCGCUUUACAACUUGCGACUAAUUUUGCGGCAAGAGCAGACCAAUACAGCGCAAUUCAAUUCUACGUGAGAGGGACGGUGGACUCUGAAAGAAGCUUAUUGGUCAGAGCUUAUAAAACGACGGGAGCUGACAAGUUUGUGCCCGUCAAAAAGAACACGUGGACUUACUACAAAUUCUUGUUUUCAGAACUGAAUAUCACCAAUAAUAGUUUCUGGGGGUUUACUGCUAUAAACCAGAAUUCAUCAACAAACACUUAUUCGUUCGAUGAGGUCACUUUAAUCAAAAAUGAAGACGCUCCGGAUAUUGCAAUGUGCUGGGAUAAUGGGAGUGGUACCAAUAGUGAAAGUAAAACAGAUAAUGAUAGUAAUAUAAACAGUGAAAGUAAAACGAAUGAUGAAAGUAAUAUAAACAGCGAGAGUAAUAUUAAUGAUGAAAGUACCAAUAGUGGUACUGAAACAAAAGAAGGGAGUGUUCAAACAAAUGUUGUGUUAGUGGUUACUCUAAUAGUUGUCGUACUUUUUCUUUAA
This is a messenger RNA of Entamoeba invadens IP1, 1737 nucleotides long. RefSeq lists its product as hypothetical. The transcript is spliced from 2 exons. Bases 1 to 1737 code for a protein of 578 amino acids. The record is from RefSeq and is a predicted model, not a curated record. Lineage: Eukaryota; Evosea; Mastigamoebida; Endamoebidae.